Messenger RNA from Drosophila pseudoobscura, 3853 nucleotides. RefSeq names its product target of wingless (gene tow). The record is from RefSeq and is a predicted model, not a curated record. NCBI's taxonomy places the organism in Eukaryota, Metazoa, Arthropoda, Insecta, Diptera, Drosophilidae. The transcript has 6 exons. The coding region runs from base 1259 to 2737 and encodes 492 amino acids.
CGCCCAAAAACCCACCCCUGCAUUACAGAGCACAGCAGAGCAGAGCAGAGAGCACAAGAGCACAAGCGUCUAUGCUUCUGUGCUUCUGUGCUUCUGUGUGCGUUGGUAUGCCGUCAAGCUGCUCUCUCUCGCUCUCUUGUGUGCUGUGUGUGACACAAAGAGGAGUGUCAAGCAGCAUAAAUUUCAGCAUACAAAAUUCCACACACAAGCAACGCGUCGAGUAAAUUUUCGGCAACUUUUCCGGAGAAAAAUCGAGUGUAAAUACGCUGAAACAAAAUCAAGCUGAAGCUGAAGAAAAAUUCAAAGUUCCUAGCUCAUAGAUCUAAGCAGAAAUCGGUGUGAAUUAAUUCGUUAGCGGUAAAUGUUGCAAGUCUCAAACGGUGUGCUGUGUGUUUGUUUUUUUUGUUUUUUUUUUUCGGAGUCCAAAUGGGCCCAAGUGGCCGAUGGGAUAAAUCAAACAAGUUUCAACGUAUAAAAACGCGGCCCCCAGUGAGGCCCGCAGUGCGAAUGGAAAUCUUUAAGACAUCGUGCAAUCAUAAAUAAAACAUAAAUUAUGUUUUGCUGGCAGCAGAAAUAAAACCAUCAAAAAGGAAUGAAAAUGCCGAGCAACAAAAGCUUAAAUUAGUGAAAAUUGAAUAAAACAGAAGAAUAGACGAGACAGAGACAGAGACGAGACGAGACAAGAAGAGAAGAGGCACUGAAACGUUUUGAUAGAAAACGUAAAUAAAAGAGUCUCUGCCUGAGAGAGACAGUGCGGUGCGUGAAAGAGAGCAGCACACCGCCAGAAAACGUGCGAGCAAGUGAGGAGACAGACACAGAACGUGCGGAUACGGAUACCCCAAGAGGAGGCAACGCUAGAGAGAAGACAGCUCCAGAGAACGUGUGGGAGGAAGUUAGCAGACAGUCCCUCAUUGGAAGAGGAAGACCAAAGUGAGAAUAAAUCGCAAGGAGAGAAGACAGCCCCGUGAGGAGGAGAAACCGCCAGAGAGAGAGCACUGCGGAUUGGAGAGACAACCGCCCGCUGGCUCUGCGCCACACAAGACCCCACGAGACACGGCACGGCACGGCACGGCGAGGAGAACGUGUCGAGCAACAAAUUAAUAAUAAAAUAAAGAAACACACAAAUUGAAGAAAACAACAAAAGUCGCAGUAGCAGAGACACACUCACAGGCAGCAGCAGCAUCCGAAGCAGCGAUAGAAGCAGAAGCAGAAGCAGCCGCGGGAGCAGCAACAACGUUGCCAGAGGCACAGACGGAAGAUGGGCUGCGGGCAGAGCAAGAUACAUUUGUAUCCCAGGAAAUCGAAGAGUAAAGCUAAUGGCAAGAAAGGAGGACAUGCCGAUUCAGAUGCCGAAACGGAUGAGGACGAAGGCCACAUCGAGGACGCCGAGAAGGCACAGCAACGCGACCGCGAGAAGCACGAGGAGAGCGAGGAGCAAAGCAAUAAGGAUAUCCAGGACUCUGACGAGGAUGUGGCCGUGUCACUGCUGCGUGCCAAGAAUCUAUCGUUGCUGCAAAGCCAGGAAAUAUCCUCAAGCCAACAGAACUUUUUCCGCAUGCUGGACAGAAAGAUCGAUGAGGGUCCCGACUACGACUCGGCCAGCGAGACGGAAGUCGCCUUGGAGGAGGCACGUCUGAAUGCCCUGCGCCAGCAUUGGGAGUCCGCGAGCCUCACCGCCUCCAUUUGCUCCUCCGCCAGCCGCUCGCUACAGACUACGCCCAUCCGGCAGGUGCAGGUGCCGUUGAAGCAGCCACCGCGAAGCGCAGGGCUCCUACUCCAGCCCUCAGCGGCCUGUGGUACGAUGGCCGCGACGGAGUAUCUACCUCAGCAUGUUUUGGCGGGGCGACAACAGCAGCACCAGCAGCAGGCCGCAGUUCUCUACCAGCAACAACAGCAGCAGCAGCAGCAACAGCAGCUUAUCCUCCUGCCCCAGAUGGAUGCCAACAUUGUCCAUACGUCCACUGCUGCAGCCGCAGCGCAGCUUGCCCAGCUCCAACAGCAGCAGCAGCUCCAACAGCAGCAACAGAUCCAUCAGCAGCAGCUCCAACAGCAACAGCAGCAACUGUACCAACAACAGCAGCAGUAUAUGCUGUCCCUUCCCGCCGGAGUCAUGCAGCAGAGCGUCAGUCCCAAGCGACUGAUGUAUGGAGCGGCGCCCUCGCCGCCGAUCAGCUCCUGCCCUGUAUCCGCAGCCCCUCCUUCCGUUCAGUAUAUCACAGCCGGCUCCCAACUCAUGCAGCAGCCGGGUGCAGCGGGUUUCCUUAAUGGCGCCGGCGCCAGCGGGGUGGGAGUGGGAGUGGGAGUAGGACGAGCGCCUUUGCAGCUGGCCUACUACGGCGCACCGGGCACUCCCCCCCAGGGAGCUGCGACAUCGGCUUCCCUGAAUGCCCCCGAAACGUACGAAAUACAAACCGCUCCACACAGCCAAAGUCAGCAACAGCAAAAGCAGCCGCCACCGCCACCGCCUCCGGGUGGCUACUACGGCGAGAUCAUGCACGGAGUGCAGCAGGCCGCACCCGCUGCGGAAUACAAGUUUCCGGCGGCCAUUAGCGUUCAGCGAUUGGCGCCGCAAGUGCAGCGGCAGCUGCGCGAGACGCAGGAACUCAUAAAAGACUCGUGCCCGCAGCUGUAUGCCGCGGGCUAUGGCAGCCCAGGACCACCGAUACGCAAUCCCAGCAGAAAUCCAACUAGAACUAGACCCACCCUGGAGACCCAGUUCUCGCAGGAACUAUCGUGAUAUCUAUAUAUGUAACAAACAGCAAGCAAACGCAAACGCAACCGUAGCAAAGGAUAAAACCACAUUCUGAACAGAAUCAGUGUUAGAUAAACCGCAGCCAAAGAACAGGAAGAACUAAUUAACCAAAACUAUAAAAAACUACAAGAAAAAAAAUCGCGAAAAGCCAAAAAAAAAUCGAAGAAAAUCAAUUAAGAAAUUGUAAAACUGCACUCGAUGUUUCAGACCCCUCCCGAACCGGGUAGAUUGUGCCCCCCCAUAUACGACAAAACUAUACGCGUAUUAAUUACUAAAACCACGGUUGCCACUAUUAGUCCCAAAACACCAAAACUGGUCCUCUUUUUGAUCGCUGGCCCACUUUUCCACCAAAUGGUCCCUUUUUUUGCUUCUAUUCAUAGUUUUAAUUCGAUAUUAUUACAUAAAGAUUUUGUACAAUGACAAAAGCUAUUAUAAAAACGUCGUUUUAUAGGUAUAAUGUCGGUCAAUCGAUACCAAUAUUUCCACCGAUCACAAGAACGCUCAAUACAGCCAUAACGACAUACAAAUGUGAGGUCGACUUUUGCCAAAUUUAAUGAUGAUCGUUUGCGAAAUUGAUGUCCUAUUUUCUGAUGCCAAAAAGAAGUCAAUCGACCCCAAAUUCGAGGCUGGUCCCAUGGCAUUUCUUUGAAAUCCUUAACAAGCACAUUUUCCAAAGGCAACCAAAAAAAUGAGGCAUACUUUUGGGGUUCCUCUUUCACUGUUAAGCAUAAGUCCUUCAAGAACUUGAGGUCUCAUCCGAACCCAAGCAAUCAAGUAUACUUUUCCGAUCACAAGAAGUCGUGGCACGCCCAGAAUGGCCUUCUAAUAGCUCUAGUAAAGUAUGAUUGCUACUGAUUACAGAAAUCAUGGCAUUCUUUUGGGCGGAUCUGUAGUUAAAAAGUAGAUGUCCUCCCGGUCACGAAAUGACAUGCCACGCCCCGAUCGGAUGCCGUUUGGCAGAGAUAUAGCGUGAAGAAGAAACCAGUAUUUGGUGUGAAAAUCAGAAUCUUUCGAAGGCUAUAUCUUAGUCAAAUAGGGCCAGAUCGGUGAAGGACCAACUUUCCCAGGAUAGCGAGGAUCCAGCCCGUCGAACGGCAUCGA